Molecule: messenger RNA, 1413 nt
Organism: Aspergillus ibericus CBS 121593
Lineage: Eukaryota; Fungi; Ascomycota; Eurotiomycetes; Eurotiales; Aspergillaceae
Product: ArsA family ATPase
Exons: 4
Coding region: 240-1265 (341 amino acids)
Biological process (GO): post-translational protein targeting to endoplasmic reticulum membrane
Cellular component (GO): GET complex
Molecular function (GO): ATP binding; ATP hydrolysis activity
Source: RefSeq, a predicted model, not a curated record
AGCGGCGCCUUUUACUGGAGUAACCGUACCUGAUCUUUCAGCACCUUGCUUUUGCGCCCCUAUCAUCCGGACCUGAGUUGGUCUUUCUUGAACAAUCAACAAGUGUGCGGGUGACUCAAUCCUCCCGAGAAAGUUCUCGAAGUUCUCUCCAACCGCCACUACUGAAAGUUUCGGGCCUCUGCGGGGAAACGAUACGUGACAACGAAUCGAAGUCGGUACUGAUUUAGACGAGCAUCAAAAUGUCUUCCGCCGUUGUGCAUAGCGACGAUCUCAUGGAGCCCACCCUCCAGUCGGUGGUUAACCAGAAGACCCUGCGCUGGAUCUUUGUCGGCGGUAAAGGAGGUGUCGGCAAGACCACGACUUCUUGCUCUCUAGCGAUUCAGCUUGCCAAAGUUCGCAAGUCCGUUCUGCUUAUUUCCACCGACCCCGCACACAACCUGAGCGAUGCUUUCGGACAGAAGUUCGGAAAGGAGGCCCGCCUUGUCGACGGAUACUCGAACCUUAGUGCUAUGGAGAUCGACCCGAACGGCAGCAUUCAAGACCUCUUGGCCAGUGGUGAAGGCCAAGGAGACGACCCUCUUUCUGGCAUGGGUGUCGGUGGAAUGAUGCAGGAUCUGGCGUUCAGUAUUCCCGGUGUCGAUGAAGCUAUGUCUUUUGCCGAAGUCCUGAAGCAGGUCAAAUCUCUGUCCUACGAGGUUAUUGUGUUCGACACUGCACCGACAGGUCACACUCUUCGCUUCCUCCAAUUCCCCACAGUGCUGGAGAAGGCUCUCGCGAAGCUGUCGCAGCUCUCGUCCCAGUUUGGUCCCAUGCUGAACUCGAUUCUUGGUUCUCGUGGUGGUCUGCCGGGUGGCCAGAACAUCGACGAACUGUUGCAGAAGAUGGAGUCCUUGAGGGAGACGAUCAGCGAGGUCAACUCGCAGUUCAAGGACGCCGAUCUGACCACCUUCGUCUGCGUCUGCAUUGCCGAGUUCCUGUCUCUAUACGAAACCGAGCGCAUGAUCCAGGAACUUACCAGCUACAAUAUCGAUACCCAUGCCAUCGUGGUCAACCAGCUCCUGUUCCCCAAACAAAGCAGCGCCUGUGAACAAUGCAACGCACGGAGGAAGAUGCAGAAGAAGUACUUGGAGCAGAUCGAAGAGCUGUAUGAAGACUUCAACGUGGUCAGAAUGCCAUUACUGGUUGAAGAGGUCCGGGGCAAGGAGAAGCUUGAGAAGUUCAGCGACAUGCUUGUCAACCCGUAUGUUCCCCCGGAGGGCAACUAAGGUGGAUUGGCGGAGCAGUUUCAGUAUGAUAUUUGCGGCGAAAUGUUGUUAUUUGGACGAGUCAUGAAAAGAGUAUAGACUAUAAUACACGAAGCAUGAAGAUGCACUCAUUGAAACCCGUGCUUCUGCGGGCUUGCUUAGUUCUGCC